AUGGAUGCUUUGAAGCAACGACAUUUGAAGUUGCUGUACAGGCAGCGUGGUAGUGCUUCAAGAACUAUUGAUUACGAUGUGGUAAUUGAACCAGAGUUGAGAGAAGAUGGCGAUUUGGUUACAGAUAGUCAAUUGACGGAACAGGACGACCAGAGUUUUCCUGACAUACAAGUACCGUCUCCGGAUCGUGUUGACGAUUUCGAUCUAAAUCAAGGAGAUGGUUUGAUGGACAAGGCAACGGCAAACGAAGAUGAUAUAGAUCACGUGAUUGGUGAUGAGGUUGCUGCCGUAAACGCACCGGUGGAAACAUCUGAUCUUGUUAUAGAUACGACUCAGUUUGAUUCAAUGACUCUAUCACAACUAUCCACGCCACUUACGUCGAUGGCUACCAUCGAUGUUCUGCGAAGAUUGCUUGAAACUGUGAUACUAGUAACAAUAGAAGAACGAACUUCGCAAUUUAACAGAGCUGGCUCUGCUAGAUUAAGAUUAAAACUAAAGCUGGAAAUCAAGAUAUUGACAUGGUUCCUACAUCAAUCCAAGGAAGACCUUAUUACCAUCUCAGAAUUAAAUUUGUCCAAUAACGAUCUUUUGUACAGAUUAAAACAGAUUUCCCUCUUAAAAAAUUCCUUAUCACGAUCACUAUUGGACGUGCGAAGCGCAAUCAGCUCAUAUGAGGGGCCGAACAAUGCAUUAUCUGAGGAACAAGUAGCAUUGCAGAACUUCAAACGGAUCAAUGAACUGAUUCUAUCUCAAAGGAUCGAUACCAUCAUCAACAAUAAUUUACCUCCCGAUACUUCCACCUUUGAUACCGAAUCGAAAAAGGGCCUCCUACCCACGUUAAAGACAUUGAAUGAGUCUUUACAAAAUACCAUUGGUUGA
Molecule: messenger RNA, 879 nt
Organism: Kluyveromyces lactis
Lineage: Eukaryota; Fungi; Ascomycota; Saccharomycetes; Saccharomycetales; Saccharomycetaceae
Gene: AME1
Product: Ame1p
Exons: 1
Coding region: 1-879 (292 amino acids)
Source: RefSeq, a predicted model, not a curated record